Brassica rapa (field mustard) is the source of this 7107-nucleotide messenger RNA. RefSeq names its product putative F-box/kelch-repeat protein At3g22730. Gene Ontology annotation, molecular function: protein binding. The record is from RefSeq and is a predicted model, not a curated record. Lineage: Eukaryota; Viridiplantae; Streptophyta; Magnoliopsida; Brassicales; Brassicaceae.
UAAAAAAUACAGCAAAACCAAAAAUUAAAACCAAAAGUUGAAAAUCAAAACCAAAAGCCUGGAAAUAAAAAAAAUCUAAAAUUUAAAAAUCAAAAUUUAAAAACCAAAAACUAAAACUAAAAACUACUAAAACAAUCAUCACAAAAAAAAACAGAUUCUGGUUUCCUAUUGAAAAAUUAUUAAAAACUCAAAAACCAGAUUCCCUAUUUUGUAGGAAAACUACUUUGUCAAAAUCUUGAAUGGCAUAAAACAGAAUUUUGAAGAAACUAAAACCAAAAACCAAAAACAAUCAACAUCUCAACUUUACAAAACACAAACCAGACUAAACUAAGGUGAUUAUUGUUUGGAUGGUUUUUAGAUUUUAGAUUUUAGAUUUUAGUUUUUGGUUUUUAGGUUUUGAAUUUGAAUUUGAACUUUUAGUUUUUGAUUUUGUAGUACAUUUUAGCUUUUAGGGAAACACAAAUGGUGGUUUUAGUUUUUAUUUUUUGGUUUGAAAAUUAAUAAAAAUUUAUUUUAAAUCUUUGGUUUUUGAUUUUGUUGUAGUUUUAGUUUUUAGAAAAACUUGACUAGUGAUCUUUUAGUUUUUAAUUUCACUACACUUAAUUAUUUUGUUUUGAAGUUGAAAUAAUAAUUAAUAUAAAAUAUUACUUAUUAGGAAAAGAAAAAAUAAUACAAAAUAUUACUCCAUCCGUUACAUUUAUAUGUCGUUCUAGUUUUUUCACACAGAUUAUGAAAAUUAAGAAAUUUUAUUUUUAUCCCUAACUAAUACAUUGUUAUAUUUUAUUAUGUCAUUUUUAGAUCCAGUGAAAUUCAUGUUUAGUUUUACAAGUACACAUAACUUCUUAAUGGAAGUUACUUACUCGUUCUUGACUAUGAAUCAUGAACUUGAGUAAUUCUAAUAAGCUUAUAGUUUUUGGAAUAAAAAAGUUAUAAUUUUUUGGAUGAAAUAAGAGAUAAAGUGAAAGGAAAAUGGGUUAUGUGUGUAAAAAUGAGAAUAUGAAGAUGUAUAUAUGUUGAUUUUAGGUGUAUUUAGAGCUUGGUUGUUCAUGAUGGUUGGUGUUUUGAUGACAAUGACAAUGUUGUAAAUAAAUGAGGAAGAUGAAGAAGAAUGUGUAAAACACUCAUUUUUUAAUAAAAGAAAAAAAAUUAACAAUGACAUUUUCAUAAAUAACUCAAACUUCUAGGAUGAAUGUGACAAAUUAAAGUUUCAAAAAAAAGCAUGAGUCAUUUUUGUGUUUCAAAUUUCGAGUCAUAUUUGAAUAAAAAAGUUUUAUCAAAUCUUUAUUAUUCAAAAUCAUUAAUUGUCAUUUUUUUGGACAAACAUUAAUUGUCAUUUAUAUGUUAAUCAUAUUAGGUAAUUCUGUAACUUUUAUUUAAAGAAUAAUAUUUUUUGUACAAUAUUAAUCAAUUUAAUAGUUAUUUAAGAAAAUAUAAUAUAAGUUUAGAUGGACCAACCUAAUAUUUUAAGGAUUGUAAGAAUCUUCGUAGUGGUGAUACGUGGUUACCUCAAAUAUUUUAAUGCUUAUCAGUUAAUAUAUAUGAGAUUAUAUAGUUAAAUAUAUACUAUUUAUUUAAUUAAUAAUUAAAUAAAAAAUUUAAACUCUGGUUGGAAAUGCCUGACCAUUGACCGAAUUACAAUGUCGAUUAAUGUCUGGUAUAGUUUUUAAAACAUUGGGUUUUAUAGUCAAUGCAAAAAUUGAUGUUUACACAUGUUUCAAUUUCCUUUAUAAAAAAGUAAACUGGAAAGAAAAAUUCAAUAAACUGAAUCCCCAGCGGAAAAGGAGUUUAAUUUAAUCGUUACAUGUGUAAUACUCCAUUCGUUUCAUAUUGAGUGUCGUUGUAGAAAAAAUGUUUCGUUGCAAAAUAAGUGUCGUUUUAGCUUGCAUAAUUUAUUAAUUUUAUUUUCCAGUUUAUUUUUCUAUUAGUUGAAAUAUGUUUAGGUGUAUAGGUAAUGAUGUUUUUAUAUAUAAAAUAUGUAAAAUUAAAUAUUUUUUUAAUCUGUGUGCCUAAAUCUAAAGUGACAUUUAAUAUGAAACAAAAUGAGUAUACAAGACAAUAUACAAUAUAGGUUCAUCCACAAGUGUGAAAAACUCAAAACCCUAAUUUCUCCUUAGAUAGCUCUCUUCCCCUUGGGUUGUUCUGGUCUUCCUUGGGAGAUACAAAACCCUUAUUCUUCCUUUGGGAUCGAAUCCACAAGAGAAACAAUGAUGAUGUCUCAUCUUCCCGCAGAGUUAGUAGAAGAAAUACUAUCUAUGGUUCCAGCCGCAUCUCUGAGGCGAUGUAAAUCUUUUUUUUUUUGAUGAUCGUGGUAUCCAGAGCUUUGAGAGGAUCUGACUAACGCCAAUGACCUUCCACCAGAGCUUAGCCGGAGAGCCCGCUGAGGCAUCCAGGAAGGCUGGUGAUCACUCCAUGUAAAUCCCACCAGUGACCACAUGUAGAUCUAUUUGCAAACUAUGGAACACUUUAUUCCAAGACCAAAGAUUCACCGAGAACCCCUUGGUAAUGCUCCAAAGCAAUCUCAUGUUCUCAUGUUGAAAGAACGUAGGCUUUAUUUCACGAGUGUAGAUCUGAACUUUGUUCCUCCAUCUAUUGAAUUUAGCGAUGCACUUAGCCUAAAGCAUUAUAACAAUUCAAAAGUUGCCGAUAUAGUUAAGAGUUAUUCACUGCGAUGGUUUGUUGUUAUGCACCACCACGGAGGGUGAACUCGUAGUUUGGAGCCCUUGUUUAGGGGAAACAAGGUGGAUCAAACACAACGAUGGUCGCAAGUGUUUCCGUCGAAAGGCUAUGUUUACUUUAGGAUACGGAAACAACCAAUCUUGCCGCUGCUACAAAAUUUUGAUGUUUUUGGAUUGGUACGAUAUAAGCGGCGAGUACGACCAAAAUUCUGAUAUUUUUUGGAUGUUCGUCUCCUUUUUGUUGUCUAUACCCACAUCUGUCUCUGGCCAACGAUAAUCUGAAAUUAGUCUACAUAGCAACAUGCCAACAACACUGGUUUUGUUUUCGAAAGAUCUUUGGUUUGAAAACUUGAUCGAGGGUCAAAAGUCUGAGGUAUACAACAAGACAAGUAGACAACGAUUGAUUUGUUCUCUCUUCUUCAACUUUCUAAUAUCAAGCAAAAGCAAUUGCUGAUUCCUUGGACUGUUUUUUUUUUCAUACUAGGACAGAAGCAAUGGCUAGCUAAUCUGGAAGCGGUGGUGGCUUAAGAGAACCGCCGAGUGAGCAAAUUAUUGUCGAUUUAAUGAUUAAUAAACAAGAGGAAAGGAAACAUUAUAUCAAUGUGGAAUAUAUGAAAAAAAUAUUGUCGGCUUAAUGAUUAGUGAUAAACAAGAGGAAAGGAAAAAAAUAUAGGGGAAAUCAUUUUUUUUUUGUCCGUAUAAAAAAAUAAGGUUGGUUCAGUGGAAACUUUAAAACUCAAAACCCUAAUUUCUAUUUUUCUAGAUAGCCCCCAUUGAGUUGUUCUCGUCUUCCUUCAAACCCUUCGUUUUCCCUUGGGCAGGGAUAGCUUCCAAAAGAGAGGGAAACAAGGAUGUCGAAUCUUCCGGCAGAUUUGGUAGAAGAAAUACUCUCUAGGAUUCCGGCCACAUCUCUGAAACGGCUGAGAUCUACUUGCAAAAAAUGGAACGCUUUAUUCAAAGACAACAGGUUCAUCGAGAAGCACCUUUGUAACGUUCCAAAGCAGCUUCAUGUUCUCAUAUUGGAGGGAUGUAGGCUUUAUCCGACGAGCGUAGAUCUGAACGCUGUUCCUCCGUCUAUUGAAUUUAGCGAUGAACUUAGCCUAAAUUAUUCGAAUAAUUCAGAAAAGGUUUAUAUAGACACAGUUUUUCACUGCGAUGGUUUGUUGUUAUGCACCACCGGGGAGGAUGAACUUGUGGUUUGGAAUCCUUGUUUAGGGGAAACUAGGUGGAUCAAACAAAACGAUGGUUGCCUGUGUUUCCGACGGUGGAUACCACGGUUUGGACAAUUUAAUGGGAGAAAGACCAAAUUUGCUUUAGGAUACGAAAAGAAUCAAUUUUUCCGAAGCUACAAAAUCUUGAUGUUUUGGGGAUUUGACAAAACAGGAGGCGACCUAGUUGAUGGAUUUGAAAUCUACGACUUCAACUCUAAUGCGUGGAGAGUUGUUAAUGCUCCCAACUGCUUUGUAAUAAGAUCCCAUGGCGUGGCUUUGAAGGGAAAUGCUUACUGGAAUGCUUAUGAUGACAAAGACUCCGACUACUUGCUGAGUUUUGAUUUUACGAGAGAGAGAUUUAUACGUUUGUGUUUUCCUCUCCCGUCUCAUGACUGUAUAUAUACGGCUCUAUCAGUUGUUAGAGAAGAACUCUCAGUGUUGCGUUGUAUAAUAGGCUCAUCAACGAUGGAGAUGUGGGUGACCAAUACUAAUUGUGAAGCAGAUUUGUCAUGGAGCAAAUCCUUUGAAGUGGACUAUGGUUUUGAUGUUUACACGAGUCUUUUAAUUGACGAGCAUAAGAAAGUGGCCUUGUGUUGUAGUUCAUAUUUUAGGGAGGACAGGAACGUGGUGUGCACUUUGGGAGAGGAAGAUAAAUAUUACACAGAAAUCGCUUUUAAAGCAACGUAUUUAUUACGUCCUCAUAUUUUCAAUUAUGUUCCAAGUUUGGUUCAAAUCCAGCAAGGUAUUGAAUCAGAUGUUUUUUUCGGUAAAAGUCCUCGUAGAAGAUGGGAUGAACGUAGCGGAGGAGGUGAUAGUGAAACGUGGGAGGAUUAUCACGCCCAGUUACAACAAGAGAUUGAUGACAUGAACUCCGCGUUUGAAGAAUGGGACGGGUGGGAGAUAGAGUGUACUGAUUUUAGCAGUCUUUGUAGAAACCGAGGUCGUGGGUGGAAGACGAGGUGAGUUACCUUGUGACACAAGUGAUCUCUCCUGAUAUUUAUUCCCCCGUCUCUGUGUCUCAUUAUAUUUUUGUAUAAUCGUCGCAGUUUCUGCUAAGCCAUGAAAUUUAAUUAUCAUCUUGAACAAUAUCUCAGUUCUCAAAAAGGAACUCUUUGGCACUCUAUCUUCUUGCAUCUUUUGCUCACUUGUUAGCUUUGGCGUUCAUUUAUAAAUAUUUUAUUGAUUUCAGUUCAGCCUUAUACUAGAACGUGUUUGUUUGCCACUUUGAGACAAAAGAUUUACAUACCAAUGGCCUCAUCACCUCACCACCCACGGCCAGGCGAGGUACACAAUGUGCUCGCCUUCGCUCGCUUUUGUGUUUUUUUUCUUCUUCCUAAAGCACUCGUGGUGAGGCUUUGUUGCAAGUAUAUAAACCAAUUGGUUUGUUUGAAAAUAGUACAUAAACCCGUUUUGAUUCCAACCGAUGUAGUAUCAAUAUUUUCUGUGGAGAAGAGUAUAUCCUUCUCAAUUAACCUUGGUUGAUGAAGAUGAUGACAUGAAGGGUGUUUAGACAAGGAAGACCUUGGCUACGACAUUAAGUCGGAGUUUGAAGAGAAUUAAUUAUGGUUUUGAAUCUGACUAAUAGAGUUUUAGGAAUUCUUGUUUUGGUUUGGUUUUGAAUUUGGUAUUUUUAGUUGGUAUUUUACUUGGUGUUCUUGCUAAUUAAACUUUAUAUUUUGCAAAUAUUUUGAAGUUUUGGAUUAAAUUAAAGUGGAUUUGGUGUUUCUGGUUUCUAGCAUAAACGACCGCUUUCUGGUGUCUCUUUAAAGCUAUCAGUUCUUAUCAUGAGUACAUAGAGUUUUGCUUACCUUUUUGAUGAAGCAUACACGACCGCUUGUCGACCACUUUCUCGCCUUGAGUUGCCUUUCGGCAUUUUAAACUAGCCAAUACAUCAUCUCGUUAGUUCAAUAACAUACGUUGUGAUGGAAGAGGGUUUGAAUCAUUUUGUGAAGAAACCGUUGACAUGGCAAAGCCUAACAAUUCAUCAAAACGAUUUCAUGUCAUCUAUUCCAUUCACGUACAUUCAUCAAGAGUAAUUCAUUGUAUCUGUUCUCUUUUGCCGGCUCAUCCUCUAUACCUCCAAAAAUCUCUUUAGUCACUCCUUACACAUCCACCUAUCAUUACCCCUUUCGGACAAGUUUUUCCUCAAUCUUUAUAAGAAAAAUUGCCAUGCUAAUCUCCAAGAAAUUAGUUGGCAUCAAAGCCAGGGCCGGCUUAGAUAGGGGGUAUCAUAGAUGAGGAUUCUAGUCAAAGUUAUACGAAGCUCAAAAUUUGCAGUCUCCAAUUGGUCUUAGCAACAAGAUGAUUAGCUGUAACCCCGUAGGAAAUUAACUUUUUUCUGAGAAGAGAGCUUGGAAUAUGCAAGUGAUCGUUGCGAGAAAGCCUCUGGAUAAGAAACAUCAGUAGAUUCAAAAUCAUCAUUGUAGUGAAUAAACAUGACUUGAUGCGUCAGCUUUUUUUUAGUAUAGUGUGUGAGACUCCUAGCCAAUUUUCUUGGAUAUGUAACAUCAUUAGAGUCUGUCUUGCUUAUACUUGCUCUUAAUUAUAGGUGAAAUGUAUAUAGGCACCUUUAUCACUAAGCUGCUCCGACUCUGAAUAAGCAGAAUUCAUUGUGUACCACCCAACACUUGUCUAUGUAAUGCCAACAAGGUGCUGCAGCCUCAACGAUGAGCAUAAAACUCUCCAGAUUCAAAUAUGACUCAAUGAGAUAUCAAUUUGAUCAUUUUAGUUAUUUCAAAUAUUUUCUAAUAAUUUUGUGGUCAACAUGUAGCUCUUUGAAUUUUGGAAAAAUCAAUAAAACUAACAAAAACACACAACAUUAGUUUUGAACAUUGGAUGUGACUUAAGGUAUCUAUAAUUUGAUUGGAAGAAAAAAAUGGCCUUUUAUUUUGCAAAUUAUAUUUUAAUUUACUUUUUUUCCAAAGGAUUGACAUAUCCAUAUGUAUUUCUAUUUAAGUGGGAAAGAGCAUCCACGUAGUGAAUCUACUGGAAAAUCUCUUAAUACAUAACAAUAUUAAUAUCUAAUUUAUUAAGUGUAGAUUAGAUACUAAUUGAACAAGAUGUUUUGCAUUUUGAUGUGUAAAUACAAAAUUACAUUAAUUAUAAGUAUGAGAUAUCGUUUUAAUCCGCGCGAGUGUGAAUAAAGUAAACCGGUAACAAAAAGUUAAACUUGACCAAAACUUGGUCCAUUACAGUAAAAAAAAAAAAGAAAAAAAGAAAGG